CCACGUAGCCUCUCUACUAACCGACAGAAGAUGAUCCUGUAAGGGAGAUGCGUGGGCAUUUUAACAUAACGCAUUUAAACAUUUACUUUUAGCCCAACACCAAGUGCUCCUGUGCCGUCGCCAGUUCACGAACCACAAACGGAUCUAUUAGCUUCCGAACAUUCUAAUUUUAACGUCACUGAUCCGACAACCCCAGCUCACCUACCACAAGCGGAUCUACUAGCUUCUAAAUCUGAACAUUCUGAUUUUAACGUCGUUGAUCCGACAGCCCCAGUUCACCUACAAGCGGAUCUAUUAAUUUUGGACGAAUCAGAAAAUAACGAAGAAGUUUUAAAAGCCGAAUUCGAAACCAAAUCAUCUUCACCGAAUCUAUUAAUCACGAAUGUAUUCUACCAACAGCAACCAUCAUCAGUGCUCGAACGGGAAAGUACAGCACCGUGUGUCAGCCCAGAACCGUCUCAGGCUUCUGCACUCGGUGAAACACAGAAUCACGGCUGUUUGAUAAUGCCUGAGAUUUCGAUUCCAUUCAUUGACGCUGAUAGUAUCUCAUCAUUGGUAGGAGACGAUGAUCUUCGACGUCUACAAUCAAUAAAACGACGAGAAAUGAGCACACCAGAAGAGAAAUCGAAUUCGGAAGAAGUCAAAAAGGAUUCAGUCGGUAAGAAAAACAAGGCAAGUGGACGGAAAACCAAGCGAAAAAGGCGGACUAAACGGGAGAAUCACGUCGCUAAUAAUCGAAUGCCACAAAACUCACCACCACACGAGAAGCAGAACGAACAAACAGUAGAGAUAUCAGGUGAUACGAAACCACCGUUGAUAUCCGUGUCCCGAGUAGAAAGCGUGAAAACCGUAGAAGGUGCUGUUGGAAGACUUCUCACAGCUGUUCGCAGUCGAUCGAAACGACGGAAAAAAUUAAAACAACGACCACCAUACAAGUCUCGGUCAGAGAAUCGAGCUCGGAAAGCUCUACGGACGAUUACGUUUAUUCUGGGAGCGUUUAUAGUCUUAUGGACGCCAUUUUACGUACUCGCAACGAUUUACGGCUUUUGUGAAAGCUGUAAAAGUUCGCCAGCUUUCAAUAUGCUCUAUUCGAUCAGCUAUUAUCUAUGCUAUAUGAAUUCACCGUUAAAUCCAUUCUGUUAUGCGAUGGCGAAUCAACAAUUCAAAAAGACACUUACACGAAUAUUCAAAGGAGACUUUAAACGGAUUUAA
Molecule: messenger RNA, 1212 nt
Organism: Angiostrongylus costaricensis
Lineage: Eukaryota; Metazoa; Nematoda; Chromadorea; Rhabditida; Metastrongylidae
Source: the annotation of a GenBank genome assembly